UUAACUUUAAUAACCGAAAAUUUGGCAGCCACGCAAAGCUAGGGUCUUCCGCAUUUCGUCGUGUCACUGUUCAUUGACAUCGGAAACUUCUAAGCCACAGAGCGCCCUGACAAAAAAAAUGGCGGCAAUCAGGACGAUGACGAACUUGAUCAUACGCGAGUUUAUCCACCACCCUCUCCUCUUCCACUCUUCGUCGAAAUCGUGCCACUCUCUUUUCCCAUCGCUCCGUCGCACUCCCGGGAUCGCUCGGGUUCACUCCAGUUCCCGAUUCGGAUCCUUCCGAUGCGCGGCGUCGAAUUCUGGUGGCGGUGAUCGGAAAGUUUCGUCACGGUUGUCUCAGGUGCAACAGAUGCUUCAUGAGGCGGAGGAGAGAGCUAGCUCUGCUGGCAACGAGCCUACUCCUCAAAUCACUCUACACCAUGUUACGCUUAACUUUGCUAGAAGCGGUGGUCCUGGAGGCCAGAAUGUGAACAAAGUGAAUACCAAAGUAGAUAUGCGCUUCAAUGUGAAAAACGCCUACUGGUUAAGUGAGAGGAUCAGGGAGAAAAUCUUACAGACGGAGAAGAAUCGGAUCAACAGGGAUGGAGAGCUUGUGAUAUCUUCAACCAAAACCAGAACGCAGAAAGGCAACAUCGAUGAUGCACUUGCAAAGCUACAGGCGAUUAUUGAUGCGGCUUCGUAUGUUCCACCUCCACCAUCAGAAGAACAGAAGAAGAAAAUCGUAAAGAUGGCUGCAAAAGCUGAUGAGAAACGGCUUAAAAGCAAAAAAGUUCUUUCGGACAAGAAAGCAGCCAGAAGAGACCGCAGUAGUUGGGAUUGAACUUAAACCGAUACAAUGGAGUUCACGUUGAGUCCAAAGCUUUAACUUAGAUGAGCAUGUCAUUUUCUUGGCGUUAACUGUUACGCAACAAUAACAAAAAAAAUAUCAUUCAACACUUGAUUCUAUAGUUGAUAUAUAUUUUUACUGUCUAA
Messenger RNA from Brassica oleracea var. oleracea, 972 nucleotides. RefSeq names its product peptidyl-tRNA hydrolase ICT1, mitochondrial. Bases 119 to 820 code for a protein of 233 amino acids. Gene Ontology annotation, biological process: translational termination. Gene Ontology annotation, molecular function: translation release factor activity. NCBI's taxonomy places the organism in Eukaryota, Viridiplantae, Streptophyta, Magnoliopsida, Brassicales, Brassicaceae. The record is from RefSeq and is a predicted model, not a curated record. The transcript has 7 exons.